Crotalus tigris (Tiger rattlesnake) is the source of this 3803-nucleotide messenger RNA. RefSeq names its product TATA-box binding protein associated factor 5 like (gene TAF5L). Gene Ontology annotation, cellular component: nuclear protein-containing complex; histone acetyltransferase complex. The transcript has 5 exons. Gene Ontology annotation, molecular function: protein binding; transcription coactivator activity. The coding region runs from base 352 to 2121 and encodes 589 amino acids. Gene Ontology annotation, biological process: regulation of DNA-templated transcription. Lineage: Eukaryota; Metazoa; Chordata; Lepidosauria; Squamata; Viperidae. The record is from RefSeq and is a predicted model, not a curated record.
CCCGGUUUCUCCGAGUCAGUUCCGUCAGUCAUGGAGCGGCGGUUUUCAGCCGCGACAGUCAUCGAGCUCACGCCACCAGCCCUUGCAACGCGGGACGUCCGAGCCAGCUUAGUUUGCAGAAGACUCACCCAGGAGGAAAAACUGUUCGCGCCACCACCGGAGUCUGCGAUCUUCGCAACCACCAGCAGCAACAGCGGCGGAGUCGUCUCGCGCGGCUGGGCGCAGUGACUGACGGCGCGAACCCAGGAAUUCUGCCGCGUGCCUGCAUUAGGAAUCACCCACGUUCGCCGCGGCUAGCGUGCUCCCUUUCUCUUUCUCUCUCCCUUCUUCCACGCCCGCAAUGCUCCAGUCAUGAAACGUGUACGCACCGAACAGAUUCAGAUGGCUGUUUCCUGCUAUGUCAAGCGCAGGCAGUACGUAGACUCAGAAGGUCCUCUGAAACAAGGGUUGCGCUUAUGCCACACAGCCGAAGAAAUGGCAGCUAAUCUAACAGUACAAUCUGAAUCGGGUUGUACAAAUGUGAUUUCUGCUGCGCCCUGCUUAGCAGAGCCCCAACAAUAUGAAGUACAGUUUGGGCGGUUGCGGAACUUUCUAACAGAUUCAGAUUCCCAGCAUAGCCAGGAAGUGAUGCCUCUCCUGUACCCUCUCUUUGUCUACCUCCAUCUCAACAUGGUCCAAAAUGGCCUAAAGAGCACAAUGGACAGUUUCUACAGUCGCUUCCAUGGGAUGUUCUUACAGAAUGCCAGCCAGAAAGACAUCAUUGAACAGUUACAAACUACAUUAACAAUUCAAGACAUCCUGUCCAACUUCAAGCUUCGGGCAUUUCUGGACAAUAAGUAUGUGAUCCGCCUUCAGGAAGACAGCUACAACUUCCUCCUCCGCUACCUCCAGAGCGAUAAUAACAGUGCUCUCUGCAAAGUCCUAUCCUUGCACAUUCACCUAGAUGUGCAGCCUGCCAAGAGAGUGGACUACCAGCUCUAUGCUAGUGGUGGCUCUUCACGCAGUGAGAGCAAUGGCCUAGAACCCACUGACAUGCCUGCUUCCAUCCUGCAGAAUGAGGCAGCCUUGGACCUCUUGCAAGAUAGCAUUAAAAGAGUCAAAGAUGGGCCACCAUCCCUUACUACCAUAUGUUUCUAUGCAUUCUAUAAUACUGAACAGUUGCUGAACACAGCAGAGAUCUCGCCAAAUAGCAAGCUGCUGGCUGCUGGUUUUGACAAUUCCUGUGUAAAGCUGUGGAGCUUGCGGCCCAAGAAGCUGAAAUCUGAGCCUCAUUUAGUAGAUAUUUCCCGAAUCCACUUGGCCUGUGAUAUCUUGGAUGAAGAGGCUGAAGAUGAUGAUGAUGUAGGAACUGAAAUGAAGUUAUUAAGAGGGCACUCUGGACCAGUGUAUAGCACAAGUUUUUUGUCAGACAGUUCAGGAUUGCUGUCAUGCUCUGAAGAUACAACUAUCAGAUACUGGGAUCUUGGAUGUUUUACAAACACUGUCUUGUACCAAGGACAUGCUUAUCCGGUGUGGGACCUGGACAUCAGCCCUUGCAGUUUGUACUUUGCUAGUGCUUCUCAUGACCGUACAGCAAGACUCUGGUCAUUUGAUCGGACGUAUCCCCUACGGAUAUACGCGGGCCAUUUAGCAGAUGUCGACUGCAUCAAAUUUCAUCCAAAUUCUAACUACUUGGCAACAGGAUCUACAGACAAAACAGUGCGCCUCUGGAGUACCCAGCAAGGAAACACAGUACGUCUGUUUACAGGUCACCGGGGUCCUGUCCUGUCCCUUGCUUUUUCUCCCAAUGGUAAGUACUUGGCCUCGGCAGGUGAAGACCAGCGCUUAAAACUGUGGGACUUGGCAUCUGGAACUCUUUACAAAGAACUGCGGGGGCAUACAGAUAAUAUCACCAGCCUUACUUUUAGUCCAGAUAGUAGUUUGAUUGCUUCUGCAUCAAUGGACAACUCUGUUCGGGUUUGGGAUAUUCGAAACACUUACUGCAAUGCUCCUGUAGACGGCUCUUCCAGCGAGCUAGUUGGAGUAUAUACUGGACAGAUCAAUAAUGUACUGAGUGUACAGUUUAUGGCCUGUAACCUUCUUUUAGUGACUGGAAUUGCACAAGAGAAUCAGGAACAUUAGCCUUUUUGAAAAUGGGACAGAUGUUAUUGAAAACUAGAGUCUAUUAUAAACUGAGAUUAUAUAUAAUUGACUGUGAAUUUUUCCCUCUCCCUUUGUUAGACAUCCAGAAUGAUGGAAUUACUGUAUUUGAAAGUAUCUUUUAUUUUUGUAAAAAUGAUAGGAAGGGAAAGCAAUAGAAGAAUUUCACCGUAGUUCUACAUUAGUGCAAAGUUAGGAAGCAAUGUAAUAAAAUGAACAGCCCAGAAUAUUUUGGUACAGUAUAGGGGUAGUCCAAAACCUGGUCCAAACAAGUAAAAUCAUCACUGGAGCAUUUGCACUUAAAUAUCCUGCAUUGAUGGGAACAUCCUACCUAUUUCUACUAGAGACUUGUCAAAAUAACAGUUAUGUAGUACAGGUGACAUCACCUUGGGUAGAAAAAUAUAUUCUGUUCUGAGGAUGUUCCCAAAUAUAUAACAUUUCAGUAAUGUUUAAAAUAACACUGAAGGGCAAUUUCCCAACUCGGCAUAAAAUAUGCUUCAUUAGAUCUAAAUAAAAAAAACCCUUCCCAUCCAUGGAUGUUUGGAUCCAACAUAAGAGAACCUGAUGGGUGAAAAGGCUGUUUUCCACUGCAAUCUCCUGUGAUGUCCCAGAAAGUUUCCCAACCUUCUGCAGUGGAUUUUUGAGAGAGUAGAAGGGGAUUAAAGAGGAAAGAAAGGAUUUUUGAGAGAGUAGAAGGGGAUUAAAGAGGAAAGAUAUAUAUAUAUAUAUAUAUAUAUAUAUAUAUGGCAGUUGUCACUACCAAAUAUAUAAAAUGGUUUUAAUUCUUUAUAUGGACCACAGCAUUUGUAGCUAUUCCUAGAUCAAAAAUUUGGGGUUUUCUCUCAUCUGUUUGCACUGUGAUGAUGACAUAAAAUACUAGAAGAUUAAUCGGUGAAAUAAUACAUUAGCUGUGGAAGGAACCAGCAAAACAUGGCCAAAUGUAUUGUAGCACAUUUCAACUCCAUGUAGAAAAGACAAUUCCUCUCUUCAGAAACAUUAUUUGCAGACAAUACGAACAAAGAUAUCCAGGGAAUGGAAACUAGUAUCACUAAAUCAUUAAGUAUUAGAAGAUGCAGCUUUGUCAAUAUGUGAUGUUUUCCACUGAAAUAAACAUUUCAGUAAAUUUUCAUAUACAAGUGUCAGCAUGCAAAAUGGAGCGGGAGGUGGGAACAGCAACUUUAAUUUCUUCAUUCUAAGAGAAGAUCAAAUAUUUCUGCUUUUGGGAAAAAAGAUUUUGUAUUUUUUUAAUUAAAAUGUUUAGUUUAAAGAGAAAAGUUUGGCAUCUGUAUGGAAUUCAGAUUUUAUGAAGUAGAUAAAAUCUAACUUUGUCACAUGGGUAAGGAUCUUUUUGUAUCUUGUCCAUGUCAGUCUAACAAAUAUACAAAAAUAAUCUCUUCAGAGUUCUGUACCAUUUUGCAAAUCGUUUUUUUUUAAACUAAAAACAUUUUUGUAUACAACUUUCCCUAACAUAUUUUUUACACAUCUUGUAUGCCUCAUUUCCUCAAAUAUAUUAAUUUUUGUAUAUGUCUUUUUCAGCCAAAAAUACUUUAAGCCAGAUGUUGGCAGGCUCUGAAUUUUAUGUCUGUUCACAUUGUGGACUCUAUGUUGAUGGAUUACAUAACUUUGCUUGAAAAUAAAUCCAUGACAGGUUUCUCUUACCCAUA